Molecule: messenger RNA, 939 nt
Organism: Myripristis murdjan (pinecone soldierfish)
Lineage: Eukaryota; Metazoa; Chordata; Actinopteri; Holocentriformes; Holocentridae
Gene: spmip2
Product: sperm microtubule inner protein 2
Exons: 6
Coding region: 355-870 (171 amino acids)
Source: RefSeq, a predicted model, not a curated record
AGCAAUUCCUUGUCUCUUCAGCAUUCUGCUAUCGACGAAAAGAAAUUCCAUGUAGGAUCCACUAAACAAAAAAGUGAGCUAUCGGCUAUCAGUUAUCCCGACAACAACAAUCUGGUGUCCAUUACGAGAGUUCAUGUUUGUAGUAGUAACAGUGCGGGCAAUGAGAGAUUGUGGCCGCAGACUCUGGUGUCAUGACAACCAGCAGUUGCACGACAACCGACCGUGACCCCCACGACCGGAGCGGACCUCCGGGCUCUCAGCGGACCGGCACCCACGGCUGUCCUGUGCACGGAUGUCUGCAGCCUCAAACGCAUCCAAACAUAGAAGUGUCGCUGAUAGCUCCGAGCAGCAGGAAUGUCAAGAAAAAAUAAAGUUGUUGCAGACGAGACACCGCGUGGGCAAAGGAUUAUUUUUACAGGCCCAGAUGGAAUUGGAGACUACCGGCCGAGAUCAUAUGAUUUCCCCCACCACAUUGGCGUGGGCAACCCGUCACCUGAGAGCACAGGUGAUCUGGGUUACCUGUCUCGGGCCGCACCCGGCGCCCCCCCACUCUUGCCCAAGCAGAGCUACGUGGGGGGCAUCGGCUGGGCCUGGCAGUAUAGCCAGCUGUUGAACAGUGGGGCACUGCUCAGCGAUAUGCAAAUUAAGAAAAGUGAGCUGCGGACGGCACUGGAGGACAGCGUGACUCACAGGUUCCAAAAUCCAGAGCAGGCAGUGCCUCAAGCCCCAGAUAAGCAAUCUGCCAGCCAGUCACGAACCCACAUCAAUGACACUGAUAGUACUGACAAAAGAAAACACUCUGCAGGAAACAGUGUGAUGGAUGCCUCACAACACGUCAGCACCGGGUUUCAGAGAGACGGUGAGAGCUAACAGCAGAUGGCAUAACGCCACCCACGGCAUCAGGAGGACCUGACUGUUAAUGAGCUGUGUCAAGUUUCA